Messenger RNA from Dermacentor andersoni, 1395 nucleotides. NCBI's taxonomy places the organism in Eukaryota, Metazoa, Arthropoda, Arachnida, Ixodida, Ixodidae. The record is from RefSeq and is a predicted model, not a curated record.
GGGAACGUAGAAGCGGCGCCAUUGUGAGAACAAGCCAGGAGAAGAGGGCGACAGCGGUAGAAGCAGCAGCCUGUCGGAUGAUGGGUCCGGGCCCCUGCGUAUGCCUAGUGCUCCUUAGCCUACGGCUCAAUGUCUCAAGCUGGUGCACAUCUGCAGGGCGCCCAGCGGAGCACCGACCGCAGUCUCUAUGGUCUUGGCCGACCUUCCUGGCCUACGCUUCUACCAAGUCCUGCCACGUCAUCUGGCCGCUCGUCUCCGGCUAUGUGGAUGCCGCAGCCCACUGCACGCCUGCACCACUCCGGCCAUAGAACUCCGACACUCCACAUACAGUACCAUGGUGGAACUUGCUGUGUCACGGAUUCACGCGUCGCCCCCAAACUGCAGGCGUGAAGAGCGUGCGACAAACCGAGGUCUGCGCCGACAUUUUCUUGGGCUGCAGGUCACAUCGGUCUCAAUCGAUCCUCUGAAUGGUACCUCGCACUGGAACAACGCGCUACGCAGAAGUUACGGAGGCGAAGCGGACGAGGUUUCCCACGACGAGUCACAUAAGAAACACCACGAGUGUCAUUGGUCCUACGAUGGAGUAGAAGGGCCCAAACCGGAGAACUGGGGCGACCUGGUCUUCUGCAUGCCUGGAAGCGUAUGCGCCACGGGCUCCGUUCAGUCGCCCAUCGAGAUACCUUCAGGUCUCAUUGAGGAAAGCGCGAACCUCAAGCUGGAAAACUACCAGAGAGAGUUCGUGCAGUUCGACGUAGACGUGGACGGUCACGCGACCCUGGUGGUCAUCAAGGAAGGCGGCGCGGCUCCGUCUGUGGAAAGCGCAGACGUGCUCGGCCAAGGCAAAUUUGUGCUGCAACAGUUUCACUUCCACCUCGGCUCCAACGACAGCCAGGGAGCGGAACACAAGAUCGACGACGCUGGGCACGGCUUUCCCAUGGAGGUCCACUUCGUCCACGCCAAGGAAGGCAAAAGCAGCCUGAAUGAGGCCCUCAAGGAGCCCGGCAAUGUACUCGUUCUGGCUGUCCUAUUACAGGUGGAAGACAAACCCGCGGACAAUAAAACGGACGCUGCGCUCCAAGCCAUUAUCGACAAGAUUGGCGUCGCCGCUGACUCCGCCAAGAAACUGAAGCUCGGCGACAUCGUAGGCCCCAUCACGAGUUACUACAACUACAAAGGCUCCCUGACGACACCGCCCUGCACCGAGGGUCUCGAGUGGAUCGUUCUCGACUCGCACCCUUCGGUGAAGAAGACAACGCUCCAAGCGUUGCGCGACAAGACGCCGAAGGUGCCCAAGAACAACUUUCGUCCGUACUACAAGACUUCCCAGGACCGUGAAGUGAAAAAGUACACCACGACAACGUAGUUGCAAUAAAGCUCGACUUCUCUCCAGCGCGA